Molecule: messenger RNA, 780 nt
Organism: Acanthosepion pharaonis
Lineage: Eukaryota; Metazoa; Mollusca; Cephalopoda; Sepiida; Sepiidae
Source: the annotation of a GenBank genome assembly
AUGUUAUUUUAUUUAACUGACCAUUUAUAUCACCAUUUACCGAUUCUAUCAUACUCAAUUUUUCUUUUUUUUGUUUCCUCAUUCUUUUCAUUCUUUAUUUGUUUCUUUCUUUUCUUUUCUUUUCUUUCUUUAUUUUUCCUCCUCCUUUCGAUCGUAAUUGAUACAUUAUUUGGCAAAUCAACCAGAUCCAUAUUUCAGAUCCUUUUUUCUUUCCUUUUAUGUUUUUAUUUCUAUCUAUUUCACUUUUCUAAACACCAUUUACAGACCCCUUCUUUCUUUCUUUCUUUCUUCUCGUCUUUUCUAAUUUCAGUUGUAAUUGACAGUUUAUUUAAAAAAUCAACCAGACCAUCAAUUUGUAGAUACCUUCUUCAGACACAUCGUUCUUUCUUUUUUCUUUCUUUAUUUUUCUUUCUUCCUUCCUUUUUCUCUUUCGUUUUGUUUCUUUAUUUCUUUUCUUUCUUUCUUUUUUAUUUAUUUGGUUUUCUCAAUCCACUCCUUUCUUUCUUUCCCUUCUCUCUUUCUUUUCUUUCUUUUCUUUUUUUCUCUUUUCAGAUCAACAUUUACCGAUCCCAUCUGGCUGCCCUUUUAACUUUCUUUCUUUCUUUCUUUCUUUCUUUCUUUCUUUCUUUCUUUCUUUACUUUCAAGCUUGCUUUGUUUCAAGCGCUUGCUUUGUUUCUUUGUUUCUUUCUUUUUUCUACAGACCUUUCUUUCUUUUUUCUUCCUUACUUCCUUUCUUUCAUCUUUUUUGUCCUUUCUUUCUCGGCCAACCGAACCAUUAA